GUGUCUGCUGCCGAGCCCUGACAGGGGGCUGGGACAGUGACACGGUACAGCUGGUGUCCCACCGCUGUGAAGGAUGGCAGCGGCAAGCUGGUACCACCGGGACAUCAGCCGGGUGGUGGCAGAGGAGCUGCUGGCCAAGGCUGGGCGGGAUGGCUGCUUCCUGGUGCGGGACAGCGAGUCUGUCUCUGGGGCAUAUGCCCUCUGUCUUCUGUUCCAGCGGCAUGUUCACACCUACCGCAUCCUCCCGGAUGACGAGGGGCUGCUCUCUGUCCAGACCAUUCAGGGCAUCCAGGCCAAGUGCUUCCGAACCCUCCCCGACCUGAUCGGUGCCUACCAGCAGCCCAACAACGGGCUGGUGACGCCGCUGCUCUACCCCGUGCACCGGGCGAGGCAGGCGGCCGACGAGGACUCGGAUGGGGAGGACGGCCGAGCCGGUGGGCACGUGGCAAGCACAGUCCUGGCUGGCGCAGCCGGCGUGGGCAUGUGGCUCGGUGCUCCCGCGGCCAGCCGGACCCACAUCUCGCAGCAGCUGCACCAGAGGCUGCAGGAGCAGGUCCACAGCAGCCCAGCCAGUGACUUCAUGGGCUUCAUGGCCGAGUACCUGAACCACCACCUGCAGCUGGACCUGGAGGCGCUUCGCCACGGGCACCCGCAGCUGCGGCACCUCAGCACCGCACUCGCCACUGCUUGCCGGGCGCUGCACAGUGAGAUUGACUUCACGCUGGCAGGGCUGGAGACUCUGGCCAGGGUGUUUGACCCCCCUGCAUCCCCUCGGAGCCCAGUCAGGGAGCAGGGUCUCCUAACCAGCGAUCCAGACCUUGAGCUGCUCCUCAACAAGAUAUCUGCUGUCAACCAUCUCCUCUCUUCUCUGGAGAAAAAGGUGCUGAAGUCGCUGCAGGAGACCGUGUCCAGGCACAACCUGGUACUGCCCAGUGUGGCAGCAGCCCCUCCACCGACUGCCAAGCCCUUGGCUAUGCAGAGCUUCGAGGUGAAGGUGGGCAAGUCGCAGCGGGCAGCCCUGAGGGUGGAUGUGGAGGCAGGCACUGUGGCCAUCAGCAAGAAGGGCAGCGGGCCCCCGGAGGAGACUAUCCCACAGGACAGAAUCCUGCAGCUGAUCAAAUACCAGAGUGUGCAAAGCAAGGUGAGGCUGGUGUACAGCCGGGAGCUGCAGAAGAGCCUCAGCAGAGACUUUGUCUUCACCAGUGCACGGAAGCGAGAGGCCUUCUGCCAGCUGCUGCAGCUGAUGAGGAUCCAGCACUCCAACCUGGACGAGCCUGAGCUCAUCUCGGUGUACGUGGGGACAUGGAACAUGGGCAGCACACCCCCACCCCGCUCCCUCGCCUCCUGGCUGACCUCCAGGGGCCUGGGGCACACGCAGGACGAGACCACCACCUGCAUCCCCCAUGACAUCUACGUCAUCGGCACCCAGGAGAACUCCCUGGGCGACCGCGAGUGGGUGGAGUUCCUCCGUGCCUCUCUGAAGACCCUGAUGGCCAUCGACUACCGAGUGGUAAGGGCGGGGAGCAGCCUGCGCCCCUCCGCCCGUGCCUGGGGCGCCCCCCGCUGCUGGCCAGGCUGAAGACGUCCCCCAGCAGCCUCAGGGAGCUGCUUACCAUCAGCCAUCACCCAACAGCUCUUACCCCCAAGCCUAAGGUCCUCUCCCAACUUCACAUUCAGCCCAGAGAGCCUCCUGUGCACCAUGCAGGGAGUGCCCUGCCCAGCAGGCACCAUUCAGGGAGGGGUUGGCUGAGUUUGCUGCUUCUCCCUGCUCGCCGUGCUUGGCUGUGGGGUGUUGCAGGCAGACUCAUUCCUUGUCCUCCUGCAGGUCGCCCUGCAGUGCCUUUGGAGCAUCAAGAUCGUGGUGCUGGUGAAGCCUGAGCACGAGCGGCGCAUCAGCCACGUCCACACCUCCAGCGUGAAAACUGGCAUCGCCAACACCCUGGGGAACAAGGGAGCUGUGGGUGUUUCCUUCCUCUUCAACGGGACCUCCUUUGGCUUUGUCAACUGCCACCUGGCCUCUGGCAGCGAGAAGACCCACAGACGCAACCAGAACUACAGCGACAUCCUGCGCUCCCUGGUGCUGGGUGACAAGCAGCUGGGGGGCUUCGACCUCACCCUGCGCUUCACUCACCUCUUCUGGUUUGGGGACCUCAACUACCGCCUGGACAUGGACGUGCAGGACAUCCUUGCCCAUAUAACCAAGAAGGAGUUUGAAGCCCUGCUGGCUGUUGACCAGCUGAACCUGGAGAGGGAGAAGAACAAAGUGUUCCUGCGGUUCAGUGAGGGUGACAUCUCCUUCCCACCCACAUACCGAUACGAGCGAGGCUCCCGGGACAGCUACAUGUGGCAGAAGUUCAAACCCACAGGGGUGAGGCUCAGUGUCCCCUCGUGGUGUGACCGCAUCCUGUGGAAGUCACACCCGGAGACCCACGUGGUCUGUAACUCCUACGGCUGCACUGAUGACAUUGUGACCAGUGACCACUCACCUGUCUUCGCCACCUUUGAGGUGGGAGUGACGUCGCAGUUUGUGCCGAAGAAGCCUCCUGGAUCCGAAUCUGGCCCCGAGCCCCUGGCCUGCAUCGAGUGGGAGAGCGUGGAGGUGAUUGUGAAAACCACCAGCCGCAGCAAGUGCUACAUUGAGUUUCACUCCUACUGCCUGGAGGAGGCUCAGCGGAGCGGGGAGAACACCUCCCAGAGCUGUGACAUUCCUGGCUUCCUCAAGCUGGGCUGGGCUGCAAAGCAUCUGCCUGUGCUGAACCCCAUCCUGCCAGACCUGGAGUACCUGGGGGACCAGCACCUGCUCCUCAGCAUCAAGGGCGUGGAGAGCUGCGAGUCCUAUGGCGAGUGCUGCAUCGCCAUGAGGUCCAUGAUCGGCAGCAUGGCCCAGCAGUUCGAGACCUUCCUCUUCCACCGUGGCGAGGAGACGGGCUCCAUCCGCGGCUGGAUGAAGGUCCGGGUCCCCAAGGACAGGCGCAGCACCCGGGAGAGGCUCUACGAGUGGAUCAGCUUCGAGGAGGAGGAUGCUGAGCCGGCAGCAGACAGCCCAACGUGCCCCAAGCCACCCCCGCAGCACCCCAGGAGCCGUCCCCGCAGCCUCCCUGAGCCAGCUGCUGGCUACACCAACCCAGCCUACUUCAUCUUUGAGGGCAUCCCCAGCACCAGGGUGCCAGGCCCUGGUGCCGGCGAUGCCCACGACAAGCGGGCAGAGAGCCCGGCCAGGGGCCAGCAGCACUUGAGCCCCUUUGGAGCAAGGGUCCCUUCACCCUCAGAAGAGCAGGGUGGUGGCCAGCCCCACUGUGUGCCAGGGCACUUAUCCCAUGGGCAUCUGCUCAGCCCCCCUGGUGUGGGCCAGCAGAAGAGACCCAAAUCAGCCAUCCUGGCGAGGGACACAGCAGGGCUGGGGGACUGCUCGCUGACAGCGCUGCACAUGGCCACCUACCUGAGCCAGCUGGACCAGCUGUCACCAGGUGAUGGAGGGGCCGGCCAGAAGACUCCGCUGUGCCAGACCCACAGCGCCCUGGAGCCACCCCUGCAGCCCUGCCGGGAGGUACCGAGGCGUCCGCUGGAUGCUCGCCAGCGUGGCCACCCUGGAGAGUGGCCCUGUGACAGGAGUGAGUGGUCCCGGGAUGUCAGCAGGUGCGUGGGCAACCUCGGCUCGCAGCAGAAUGAGGAAGGGCUGCAAAAGCAUGGCUGGGACCACCUGGAGACCUUCAGCAAGCCCGGCGAGGGCACCGCAGUGAGCCUGCCACGGAGACCUGACCUCGGACCCAGCACCUAA
Dryobates pubescens (Downy woodpecker) is the source of this 3778-nucleotide messenger RNA. RefSeq names its product phosphatidylinositol 3,4,5-trisphosphate 5-phosphatase 2. The transcript is spliced from 26 exons. Gene Ontology annotation, molecular function: phosphatase activity. The record is from RefSeq and is a predicted model, not a curated record. Gene Ontology annotation, biological process: phosphatidylinositol dephosphorylation. NCBI's taxonomy places the organism in Eukaryota, Metazoa, Chordata, Aves, Piciformes, Picidae.